This is a messenger RNA of Dovyalis caffra, 1521 nucleotides long. Lineage: Eukaryota; Viridiplantae; Streptophyta; Magnoliopsida; Malpighiales; Salicaceae. The record is from the annotation of a GenBank genome assembly.
AUGGUUAGAUACACUUCUAAAAAGAGUAUCAGUUUCUUCCUAAGAAAAUACAGGAAAUGGCCGUACUCACCUUACAAGGCAAGAUGGCACAGAAUUUUCAGUCAACAACAAGCCAUGCAAUCUCUUAAACAAUCAGCUACAAAACCACCACAGCAAGAAGAACCCAUCAAACCUCAUGUUCUUUCUUCUCUUAUUCACUCCUUUAGCAUCUACAAUGUUGAGCCAACCCCUAAAGCCUAUGACUUUAUAAUCAAAACCCUUGUUAAAACCUCGCAAUUCCAUUACAUUCCUUCAGUUCUUGAUCAUCUUGAAAAUUUUGAAAACUUUGAACCCCCUGAAUCUAUUUUUUCUUAUCUUAUUGAAGUUUAUGGCAGUACUGAUAAAACCCAUGAAGCAAUUGAGUUGUUUUCUAGAAUUCCCAAGUUUAGAUGUGUCCCUUCUGUUUACUCACUCAAUACUUUGAUUUCAGUUCUUUGCAGAAACAGUAAAGGUCUAAAUUUGGUGCCUGAAAUUAUGUUGAAGAGUCAGGCUAUGAAUAUUCGAAUGGAAGAAUCGACUUUUCAGGUAUUGAUUACUGCUCUUUGUAGGAUUAAAAAGGUGGGUUCUGCUAUUGAGAUGUUGAAUUGCAUGGUGAAUGAUGGGUUUACUGUAAAUACAGAAAUAUGUUCUAUGUUGUUGUCAUGUCUUUGUGAGCAGAAAGAUGUGACUAAAUUUGAGGUUAUGGGGUUUUUAGAGGAAUUGAGAAAGUUAGGAUUUUUUCCUGGAAUGAUGGAUUAUAGUAAUGUUAUUAGGUUUUUAGUGAAAGGGAAAAUGGGUGUGGAUGCUUUGCAUGUUUUGAAUCAGAUGAAAUUAGAUAGAAUUAAGCCUGAUAUCUUUUGCUACACUAUGGUUUUGCAUGGCAUGAUUGAAGACGGGGAGUAUUUGAAGGCGGAUGAGUUGUUCGAUGAGUUGCUUCUUUUUGGUUUAGUUCCUGAUGUUUAUACUUACAAUGUGUAUAUAAAUGGUUUGUGUGAGCAAAAUAAUGUCGAAGCUGGAGUCAAGAUGCUUGCUAGUAUGGAGGAGUUGAGAUGCAAACCUAAUUUGAUUACUUAUAAUAUAUUACUCAAGCAGUUGUGUAAGGUUGGAGAGCUUAGUAAGGCAGCAGACCUUCUGAGGGAGAUGGGAUUGAAAGGAAUUGGACAAAACAUGCAGACCUAUAGGAUUAUGAUUGAUGGCUUGGCAAGUAAUGGUAAAAUUGUUGAAGCUUGUGGUUUCUUCGAGGAAGCAAUGGAUAAGGGUUUAUUGAAUCAGAGUUUGAAAGUUGAUGAUAUAAUUUGUGGUUUAUGCCAAAGAGACCUAAGUUGUAAAGCACUAGAAUUACUUGAGAAAAUGGUUAGUAAGAAUGUUUCUCCUGGUGCUAGAGCUUGGAAAUCACUUCUUCUUAGCUCUGGAUUCAAACUUGGUUUUGUGGAGACUACAUUGAUUAAUUUGGUGGGCACGAGUCAAACUCAAUUAAGUAAUGAGAAUGCUGCUGUUGAGUAA